GUAGGUGGCGCUGAAGGGGGAAAAAGGAAAAAAAGAGAGAAUACCCAGCUUCCCUUGCAGCAAGGACACCGGGAAGGAAACACAGUUGAGCAAGAUGGUGAAUCUGGGGCUGUCUCGAGUGGACGAUGCUGUGGCCGCCAAGCACCCGGGCUUGUCAGAAUACGCCGGCUGCCAGUCUCAUGCCUUCAUGAAGGGGAUCGGUACGUUUAUUACAGGUAGCGGAGCUGCGUUUAUGGUGCAGAAGGCACUGAACACCCGGCUGCCUUAUCCCCUGCAGUGGAGCCUUCUUCUGUCUGUAGUUGCAGGCUCAGUGGCAAGCUAUGCGGUAACAAGGAUCGAAACCCAAAGAUGUUCUGAGCUCUGGAUGUACCUGGAGGCAGCUGAUACUCCUCAGGCCCGAGGGACAGGGGCCCCACUGUCAUCCCCCCUGGAGACAAAGAGGAAUCAAUAUGGAGAUGUUGUGGAUUAAACAGGACAAAAUAAUAGCAAUGGUGAGUUUGGGAGGUAAUCGGCCUGGCAGCUCCUGACUGUUCUGCUCCAUGCCAGGAGGACUUGUGCCAUUGGAAUGUUACCCCCCCUCCCUGUGGUUAUAAAGAGCUGGAGGGUCGGAUUUUGGAUGAUAAGGACAAUCUCACCUUGCAGCACUUCUAUAGACUAAGGAGACUUUAUCCAACAGCAAUGUGUCUGUUUCUAUUGAGUAUGGAAUGCUACUUCUCUUUUAAUUUUGUACAAUAAAUCUAAAACAUGGGAGUGGCCAAUUUGGAAUAAAAUAUAGAUAUAUAUA
Messenger RNA from Xenopus laevis (African clawed frog), 784 nucleotides. RefSeq names its product transmembrane protein 141 L homeolog (gene tmem141.L). The transcript has 5 exons. Bases 95 to 469 code for a protein of 124 amino acids. The record is from RefSeq and is a predicted model, not a curated record. Lineage: Eukaryota; Metazoa; Chordata; Amphibia; Anura; Pipidae.